UCCCCGUCGGCAUGGUGCUGGGAGUAAGUUGCCUAACGCUACAAUUCACCACUUGACGGUCGCGCGCAAUCGCUGACGCUCGCCUUCCUUCCCCCUUCUACAGAUGACCAAGAACCGCUGGCACGUUCCGACUCAAGUCCUUGGCUCCGCCCUCGCCAUUCUCGGCUACUUCCUCGGCCACAUGCACGGUGGCCGAGAAUUUCUGCACCAUAACGUUCACGCCUCUUUUGCCACCUGGCUCAUGAUCAUAAUGGCCGCCCAGGUCGCCUUGGGUAUCUACUUGAAGCUGCACCUCGAAAAGGGCAUCAACGGUCGCAUCCGCAGAUUCAUCAAGCCCGCCCACGGCAUCCUGGGCAAGGCCUCUCCUGUUCUGGCUUGGACCCAGUUUCUGUUUGGCGGCAUCACCUCUUUGGGCUUCUGCCAAGGCGACCAUCUCGGCCAGUGCCUGGCCCAUUUUAUUAUGGGCAGCGCCUUCAUUGCCUACGGCAUCAUCUUGACGCUGCUGCUCCUGGUCGGACAGCUCUGGAUCCGUCGCAGCGGUCGGUCGCAGGAGUUUUUCGACAGCAUUGUUAUUGCGGCCUGGGGCUGCGUCAACACCUUCACGGAACACCGAUGGGGCACGGCAUGGGUCAGGAACGACUGGCAGCACACCACCAUGGGCAUCAUCUGGUGGUGCGCCGGUCUAGUUGGUAUCUGGCUCAGCCGCGAUCGUGACGGGAACCCCAAGCGAAACUUCAUCCCUGGCUUCGUCAUCGGUGCCACUGGCUGGGCCAUGUCCGCCCAUCCCCAGGACCUGCCCAUCAGUGCCAUGACCCACAAUAUGUUUGGUAAGACGCUGAUGGGAGUCGGCAUCACCCGAAUUAUCGAGGUGUCUUUUGUUGUCAGGGACGCCCCGGGAGUCUCGGCCGAUGGACGCCAGACAAACAGUUGGCAAUUCAUUCCCGUUUUUCUUUUGUACGCCUCCGGUUUCCUCUUCAUGGGUGCCACCGAGGAGCAGAUGGCUCUCGUGGCUAACUCGGGUCUCGACCACGUUUCCUACAUCCUCAUCCUGUACUCGUUUGCCUUCCUGCUCUUCCUCUUCACCAUGAUGCUCAUCCACCUCUUCGACCGCAACACCAACCCGGACGGCAAAGUCGUCCUGGCCAACGGUAUCCCGGUAGCCAACGGCCGUCCUGGCGAGAACCGCCAAGUGCGUGAUGCCGAGGAGUUUGAACUCGAAGGACUCAUGAGCGACGACGAGGACGAUGCUCGCAAGGGCCUGACUGAGGAAACAGACGACGAGCCAGUUCUGGGAAGUCCAAGCAGUCCCAGUACGAUCGGUAAGAACAGCGACCGAGUAGCGCAGUGAGGGGACAGGGCGAAGACAGGAAGAAGCACAUAUUAUUCAUGGGCAUUGAAUGAAUAAAUAGACGAGGAUGACAUAUCUUGCAUUCAGGCUUGGCGUUUGGGUCCGGGGACGCUCGCAUAUUUGUUGUAAUGGGCUGGGCGGCGUCUGAAAAGAACAAGAAUCUAGCGUUUGGAAGAGUGUAAACAUCAUGUACAUAUUGCCUUCAAAUUCGAAAUGUAAUCAUGCCCGUCACGGCAACAAAAGCUUGACCAGAGAUC
Colletotrichum navitas is the source of this 1605-nucleotide messenger RNA. RefSeq lists its product as uncharacterized. Bases 104 to 1348 code for a protein of 414 amino acids. The transcript is spliced from 2 exons. NCBI's taxonomy places the organism in Eukaryota, Fungi, Ascomycota, Sordariomycetes, Glomerellales, Glomerellaceae. The record is from RefSeq and is a predicted model, not a curated record.